This is a messenger RNA of Triticum turgidum subsp. durum (durum wheat), 1554 nucleotides long. Lineage: Eukaryota; Viridiplantae; Streptophyta; Magnoliopsida; Poales; Poaceae. The record is from the annotation of a GenBank genome assembly.
AUGGUCGCCCCGCUCUCCCGAGUCCUCGCCGCCCUCCUCGUCAUCGGCCUCCAUGUCCACGCCGCCCACGCUCUCUCAGGGUACCAGAUAAACUGCGGCGCGCGCGGCGAGCGCGUGGCCGGCAACGUGACAUGGGUCCCGGACGGGCCGUUCGUGCGCGCCGGCAACGCCGCCGCCGUCCCGUCCCCGCCGCCCGGGAUGCCGCCGAUGCUCGCCUCGCUCCGCUACUUCCCGGACGCGUCCGCCGGGAAGCACUGCUACGUGCUCCCCGCCGCGAGGAAGGCCACGUACCUGGUCCGCACCACGUACUACUACGGCGGGUUCGACGGCGGCGACAGGCCGCCCGUGUUCGACCAGAUCAUCGAGGGCACGCGGUGGAGCGAGGUCGACACGGCGGCCGACUACGCCCGCGGCCGCGCCACCUUCUUCGAGGCCGUCGUGCGCGCCACCGGCCGGCAGGUCAGCGUGUGCCUGGCCAGGAACGCGGCCACCGCGGCCACGUCCAGCCCCUUCAUCUCCGCGCUCGAGGUGGUGCCGCUGGACGACUCGGUCUACAACGCCACCGACUUCUCCUCCUACGCCCUCAGCACAAUCGCGCGCCACAGCUUCGGCCACCACGCCGACGUCCUCAGCCAUCCAGAUGCAGGAGAUGAGUUCAACCGGUACUGGGAGCCGUACAGCGACGGCGCCCCGGUGGUGGAGAGCCAGGGGAGCGUGGCGCCGGCGGCGUUCUGGAACAAGCCACCGGAGGAGGUGUUCCGGCGAGGGGUGACGGCCAGCCGCGGGGACACCCUCGAGCUGCAGUGGCCGCCGGCGCCGCUGCCCAAGGCCAGCUACUACCUGGCGCUCUACUUCCAGGACAACCGGGCGCCGAGCCCGCUCAGCUGGAGGGUCUUCGACGUCGCCGUCAACGGCCAGGCCUUCUUCGCCGGCCUGAAUGUCUCGACGGCGGGGUCAAUGCUGUACGGCGCCGCAUGGCCUCUGUCCGGGCAGACCAAGAUCACGCUGACGCCCGCCCCGGGGUCGCCGGUCGGGCCGGUGAUCAACGCGGCGGAGGUCAUGAUGGUUGUUCCGCUCGGAGGGAGGACUCAUCCUAGAGAUGUGAUCGGCAUGGAGGGGCUCGCGAGAGGCUUCGCCAACCCGCCGUCGGACUGGAGCGGCGAUCCUUGCUUGCCCGUGGGGAACUCGUGGACCGGUGUUUCCUGCAGCCAAGGCGCACUUGCUCGAGUAACUGCUCUCAACCUCACCAAUUUCAGUGUUGAAGGGUCGAUAUCUGACCACAUUGCUAAUCUGACUGCAAUCUCCAGUGUCUGGCUUGUGGGGAACAAUCUGACAGGACAAAUUCCAGUUAUGAGCUCCCUGCAUCAUUUGGCAUCUCUGCACCUGGAGGACAACCAAUUGGCAGGGCCGAUUCCUCCGUCGCUCGGAGAACUUCCAAGACUUCAGGAACUGUUUGUGCAGAACAACAAUUUACAGGGCAACAUUCCGAUCAGCCUCAACAGAACGAGCAUUACAUUCAAGUACACACCUGGGAAUAACCUUAACCAACAAUAA